Molecule: messenger RNA, 1779 nt
Organism: Spodoptera littoralis (African cotton leafworm)
Lineage: Eukaryota; Metazoa; Arthropoda; Insecta; Lepidoptera; Noctuidae
Source: the annotation of a GenBank genome assembly
AUGUCCAAUUUGAAAGUUUUGCGCGGGAGUUUAGCGCGGCAAAUUCUUAACUCGUUCGUGAGUGGCAAACAUGGAAAAAAAUCUAAUAGAGAACUGUUGUCGUAUAGCCGUCUUUUGAGUAGAAGUUUAGCUACUCAAACCGCAACUGCAGUGGAUAAUAAAUUCUUGACAUCGCCAUGGGGUGAAAUUCAAGUAGGACAGGAGACCUUAACUGAUUUUGUGUUUUCGGACGUCGAGUCAUGGGCGGAUGCACCGUCAGUGACAUGUGGUGCAUCUGGCAGGUCGUACGAUUAUGGCAUGAUGCGUAUGAUGAUCGAGAGGUGUGCGUGUGCACUCGCUGGGCCAUUGAAGCUGGCACCAGGAGAAAGGCUUGGCCUCAUCCUGCCCAACAUUCCUGAAUUCGUCGUCCUGAUUCACGGAGCCAUGAGAGCAGGGCUUGUUGUCACAUUCGCCAACCCUCUAUACACCGCUGAUGAAGUGACACGUCAGUUCAAAGAUUGCAAUGUGAAGGCGAUAGCUACGAUUGAGCUCUUCAUGCCUGUUGCGAAGGAGGUGGCCAAAAACCUGAAGGACUACAAAGGAACCAUCUGGGUUGGAGGCGAGGAUGACAAGGGACAAGGCAUCUUCGGUCUCAAAUCGCUAUUAAUGGCUGAUCAUCAAGCGGAUCUGCCAACUGUAAACCCUGACGAGGUCUGCUUGAUCCCCUACUCCAGUGGCACAACAGGAAUGCCUAAGGGCGUGAUGCUGACCCACAAGAAUCUAGUCAGCAACUUGAAGCAAACGCAAUGGCCUAAGAUGAUGAAGUACGAAGGAGAAAAAGGCAAAGGCGACGUCCUUCUAACAGUACCGCCAUUCUUCCACAUUUACGGUUUCAACGGAAUCCUUAAUUACAAUCUGAAACUCGGUUACCACGUUGUUACAAUGCCAAGGUUUACGCCGGAAGACUAUAUAAAAUGUUUGGUGGAAUACCAGCCUACAACGUUAUUCGUGGUGCCAUCUCUCUUGGCCUUCUUGGCAACCCAUCCGUCGGUGAAGAAGGAACACUUGCAAUGGGUGGAGACCAUCAUGGUUGGCGCUGCACCGACCACUGACAGCAUGCUGGAGAAGUUCUUACUUAAAUGUGAGAAGACUAAGGAUCAGAUUAAGUUGCUGCAAGGUUACGGAAUGACAGAAAGCUCUCCCGUGACGCUGAUGACUCCGUACACGUACCCGUACAGUAAAGUAGGGUCAGUAGGACAACUGGUGCCGAGCACACAAGCGCGUGUGGUCUCCCUUACUACUGGCGAGAUGCUGGGACCGCACAAAUCUGGAGAACUGUGGUUGAGAGGACCUCAAGUUAUGAAAGGAUACUGGAACAACGAGGCAGCGACUAAAGAGACGGUGGACAGUGACGGCUGGCUACACACAGGCGACGUGGCGUACUACGACGAAGAUUUCUAUUUCUAUAUAGUUGACCGCACCAAAGAACUCAUUAAGGUUAAGGGCAAUCAGGUAUCGCCGACAGAAUUAGAAAACAUAAUCAUGGAGCUUCCAGCAGUAGCAGAUGUCGCUGUUGUCGGCGUCCCGGACCCACUGGCGGGUGAAGUACCCAAAGCGUUCGUCGUGCUCAAACCCAAACAAAAACUCACAGAAAAAGAUAUCACUGACUUAGUAGCUAAGAAACUAACUAGAUAUAAGCACCUUGACGGAGGCGUCGUAUUUUUAGAAUCAAUCCCAAGGAAUGCCGCUGGCAAAAUCAUGAGGAAUGAACUCAAAGUUCUCGGUAUGAAACGUAAGUAA